GGAACAGGAGACAUGAGGUUCCAAGACACCUGUCAGGAGGACUAUACAUCCAAACGCUAUAUGUGAAGCAACCGGAGGCUGCGUGUUUGGCCAUGGGCGCGCUGGUAUCGUCAUUAUAGCCUCUCGGUGACCAAGGAGCGUAAAGUUAUUCUGCUACGUUCUUGUUCUUAUAGUCUUUCACCUUCUUCUGUUUUUUUUCAAGCCGCAUGAGUUCACCGCUGUUUUUAGGUCAGCUGGUCGGGGUUCCGUUAGAAAUAAUGCACCCUACAAUGGAGAAAGACACGACUUACACCAAGAUUUUUGUCGGCGGGUUGCCCUAUCACACCAACGACGCUUCACUUAGGAAAUAUUUCGAGACUUUCGGGGAGAUCGACGAGGCAGUGGUAAUCACAGACAAACAGACGGGCAAGUCCAGAGGAUAUGGCUUUGUGACCAUGGUGGACAGGGGGGCAGCAGAGCGGGCGUGCAAAGACGCAAACCCCAUCAUUGACGGCAGGAAGGCCAACGUGAACCUGGCAUACCUGGGAGCGAAGCCUCGCAGCUCGCAGACCAGUCUCUCUGUUGGAGUUCAGCAAGUCCAUCCUACGUGGGCUCAGAGGCAAUAUGGGCUUGCCCAGCAGUACGUCUACCCUCAGGCGUUCCUCCAGCCCAGCCUGGUGCUGCAGUCCCAGCUCAGCCCCACAGCAGCAGCAGCAGCACUCGCCUCUCCUUACCUGGAUUACAGCUCCGCCUACAGCCACUACGCCGCCACAGGACUGGAGCAGUACCCCUACACCCCUUCACCGUCGCCCUCCACUGGCUACCUCAGCUACAGCUUCUCCCCUGGCACUCCAGCGCCCGCCCUCACCGCAUCCCCGACACCUCCAGCUGCCAUCCAUCCUCCCCUGGCUGCACUCACCACUAUGUCUGCUGCCCCGCAGGCCUUCCUCCACUACCCUCUGCACCAGCCUGACCGCAUGCAGUGAGCAGCUCUGAGUGGAGCUGCAGCGGCCGAACUGAAAAUUUCCAAAAAGUGUGACUCUUGACCUGUGACAUCAUCAGGAUGAGACUGGAUACCCAGGAAGAGAGUGUGAUGUAAUCAAAAGGGCUUUCAGAAAGCACUCUUGUUCCUGUUUUUAUAUAUAUAUAUAUAUAUGUUGUAAUAGUUAAGGAAAAUGUUCUAUUGUUACAGUCAUCAGCAUACGAUCUGAAUGUUUUUCAUAAGUGGCAGAAAUCAGGGGCUGGAAUGAGACGACCCUGACCCCUGACUCUCAGCACUGAAGUUGGACACAGGCUGACUGCUGGAGAGCGGAUGGGUAAAGACGAAGAGAAAUAUGUCUGUUUGACAUGAUGCUGCGGCUGCAGUUUCUCCAAAGGUUCUGAGCUGAAUGCUGGAUUUUAGCCAGGCUGAGAGCCAGUUCCUCUUUCAGAAAUGCAGGUCCAAUUACCUCCUCUUCAAGGUUACCUUUCUGUCUAUGGCCUUAGAGAGCUCUCUCUCUCUCUCUCUCUCUGUCUCUGUCUCUGUCUCUCUCUGUCUCUGUCUCUCUCUGUGUCUGUCUCUCUCUGUCUCUCUCUGUCUCUGUGUGUGUGUGUGUGCCUGGUUCAGUUUGUUUUUUUAUUAGUCGUAAAUGAACAAAAUGUUUAUUGUACUCCCCUUUGUUCCUUUUAUCUACUGCUGACAAGUUAUUACACAGUAAUAAUCACAGUUGAACAGAAAAUGCAAUUGUGAUGAUAAAGAGCAUGUAUAAGGUAGACAACACUGGUAUUUUGUUUUUAUAUUGCUACUGCUAGAACAUUACACAGAGAAAGACUUUGUUAACACUUAAAACACAAUAGGGAAUGGAAUUCCUGCAGCCACUUGUUAGGCUAUUUUUAUUAGUAAGUUUUCUGGAUUUGGUCUUUGGGGGACUGUUUUUAUGAUAGAUUACAAAGUUGUUGAUACAUAUCAUGUAAAUGUGUUUGGAUGUAGGUGUCAAGAUGUAUGUUGUUACUGAUAUGUGUGGGUGUAUUUGGUGUCUGGUUUUGUGUGUCUUGACUGAGUGAGUGAGUGAGAGAAAAAUUGAGCGAUGCAGUACAUGCCAGUGUCAGGACCGAGCUCCUUCUCCAGCCCAUUGUACUUUGUUUCUUUGUUUUUCCCAGCUGCAGAAUACAGGCAGAUGCUUUAGAGAUGAUCCUGGAAUCUUGCGGUGCUGUGGCACCACCUUAGUAGUCCUAAACCAAGCCAUACAUCACAUUUGAAACAAAUAUGCAAAAUAAAAGGAAUAUUUCUAAAA
Molecule: messenger RNA, 2252 nt
Organism: Micropterus dolomieu (smallmouth bass)
Lineage: Eukaryota; Metazoa; Chordata; Actinopteri; Centrarchiformes; Centrarchidae
Gene: rbm38
Product: RNA binding motif protein 38
Exons: 4
Coding region: 207-965 (252 amino acids)
Cellular component (GO): cytosol
Molecular function (GO): RNA binding
Source: RefSeq, a predicted model, not a curated record